Messenger RNA from Raphanus sativus (radish), 1286 nucleotides. Its product is annotated as cytochrome c-type biogenesis ccda-like chloroplastic protein. Gene Ontology annotation, biological process: cytochrome complex assembly. NCBI's taxonomy places the organism in Eukaryota, Viridiplantae, Streptophyta, Magnoliopsida, Brassicales, Brassicaceae. The coding region runs from base 80 to 1141 and encodes 353 amino acids. Gene Ontology annotation, cellular component: membrane. The record is from RefSeq and is a predicted model, not a curated record. The transcript is spliced from 12 exons.
AUAACGAAAUGAAAAUUAAGGAAACUGAAAAUAUCUAUAGACAAGACCGUUUAUCUCUCUCUCUCUCUCUAGGAGUGCCAUGAAUUUGAGCGUGAACAGAUGCAUCGCCGGUGGAUCUUUGAGUUGCAGAAUCAAUAAUGGUGCUGAAAAAAGGUUGGUCCGUGUUGCCAAGCACUGUGAGCUUCAGAGAGGGAGAAGUUUAGGGUCUGAUGCUCUCUCUUUAGAGAAGAAAGAGAGCAAAAGUGCUAAACUUGCCAUGUUCGGUAGUGGUUUAGUAGGAGUGGCAAACUUGGUAACUCUUAGCUCAGCAAAGGCCGCAGACUUGAAAUUGGUUGUCUUGGAUCAAGCCACUUCCGUUUACAUCUUGGCUGAAGGGACGCUGGGAGAUUCGCUUGGAAACUUCUUGUAUUCGGCUAACCAACAAGCUAAUGAAGCUGUUCAGGAUCAGCUCUCAGCUCUCAGUGUAACAAGUUUGGCAGUAAUAUUUGGUGCUGGACUUGUGACAAGUCUUUCUCCAUGUACACUCAGUGUUCUGCCUUUGACCCUUGGUUAUAUUGGUGCGUUUGGAUCUGGCAAAAGCAGAGGUCAGGUUAUUGGAGAUGCAAUUGCUUUCUCACUGGGGUUAGCAACUACCUUAGCACUUCUUGGGAUAGUAGCAUCUUUUGCCGGAAAAGCAUAUGGACAAAUAGGACAAGGACUACCAGUAGCUGCAUCAGGUCUGGCUAUUGUAAUGGGUCUCAAUCUUCUUGAGGUAAUCCAACUCCAGCUUCCAUCUUUCUUUGACAACUUUGAUCCUCGUGCAGCAGCAGCAAACUUCCCAUCUAGUGUACAAGCGUAUCUAGCGGGUCUCACAUUCGCACUUGCUGCCUCACCUUGUAGUACUCCAGUUCUAGCCACCCUUCUUGGCUAUGUGGCUACUUCCAAGGAUCCAGUAAUAGGUGGAAGCUUACUAUUGACGUAUACAACAGGAUACGUUGCUCCACUCAUCCUGGCUGCUUCUUUCGCGGGAGCUUUACAGAGCUUACUCUCGUUUCGAAAAGUUUCUGCAUGGAUCAAUCCCAUAAGUGGUGCUCUUCUGCUUGGAGGAGGUUUGUAUACUUUCUUGGAUAGGCUUUUCCCUGCUACUACUAUGGUCAUGUAAAUAUUUGUUACUAAAAGAAUCACAUACUCAUUUCUACCCAAAAAAAAACAACAAAGGAUGUGUGUAUAGUAUUUUAAAACAUUCAUAUUGAUUAAUAAUGUAAAAAUCUUAAAAACAAGCCAACAAUGGAUUCGAUCACUACUCA